Rhea pennata is the source of this 1662-nucleotide messenger RNA. RefSeq names its product post-GPI attachment to proteins phospholipase 3 (gene PGAP3). NCBI's taxonomy places the organism in Eukaryota, Metazoa, Chordata, Aves, Rheiformes, Rheidae. Gene Ontology annotation, cellular component: endoplasmic reticulum membrane. The transcript is spliced from 8 exons. The coding region runs from base 1 to 1053 and encodes 350 amino acids. Gene Ontology annotation, molecular function: hydrolase activity, acting on ester bonds. The record is from RefSeq and is a predicted model, not a curated record. Gene Ontology annotation, biological process: GPI anchor biosynthetic process.
AUGGCGGCUCGGGGCGCCGCUCGGGCCGCGCUCCUGCUGCUGCUGGGGGCGGCGGCGGCGCCGGGCCCUGCUCGCGGCUCGCAGGGCGACCGGGAGCCCCUGUACCGGGACUGCCUGGCCCGCUGCGAGCGGCGCAACUGCUCGGGGGCGGCGCUGCGGCACUUCCGCGCCCGCCAGCCGCUCUACAUGAGCCUCACAGGCUGGACCUGCCGAGAUGACUGCAAGUACGAGUGCAUGUGGCUCACGGUGCGGGCCUACGUCCAGGGCGGCUACAAAGUGCCUCAGUUCCACGGCAAGUGGCCCUUCUCUCGCUUCCUGUUCUUCCAGGAGCCCGCGUCUGCCUUCGCCUCCUUCCUCAACGGACUCGCCAGCUUUGUGAUGCUGCACCGCUACAAAGCCUCCGUCCCGCCCUCCUCGCCCAUGUACCACACGUGCAUCACCUUCGCCUGGGUCUCCUUAAACGCCUGGUUCUGGUCCACUGUUUUCCAUACGAAGGACACAGCUGUAACGGAGCUCUUGACCCUCUGGACGCCGUCUGUGUUAUCCCUGCUCUCUGCACUCCCAACCUGGCCUCGUGUCUCGCAGAAGCUGGAUUACUUCUGCGCUUCGGCCGUCGUCCUGCACUCCAUCUACCUGUGCUGUGUCAGGACGCUGGGCCUGAAGCGGCCAGCCUUAAUCAGCAUCUUCAGGGCCUUCCUCCUCCUCUUCCUCACCUGCCACAUCUCCUACCUGACGCUCGUCCAGUUUGACUACGGCUACAACAUGGCCGCGAACGUGACGAUCGGCCUCCUCAACCUCUUCUGGUGGCUGUGGUGGUGCGUGCAGAACCGCCCGCGCCUGCCCCACGUCUGGAAGUGCGCCGUGGUGGUGCUGCUCCUGCAGGCCCUCGCCCUGCUCGAGCUCCUCGACUUCCCCCCGCUCUUCUGGGUGCUGGACGCCCACGCCAUGUGGCACAUCAGCACCAUCCCCCUCAACGUGCUCUUCUACAGCUUCCUCGUGGACGACAGCCUCUACCUCCUGAAGGCCAACUCGGACCUCUUCAAAGCAGACUAGCGGCGCGGGGGGAAGAGCAGCCCCCCGGCCGCUGCCCGCGGAGGCCUCCCUGGGGCGCCGCCCCGCCGUGUGCCAAGCGGAGCCCCGCCGCCCGGCCCCCUCGGUCCCCGGGCCGCGGGCUCCUGCCUUCCGCUGCCUUCCGAGGUUGACUUUGCUCUCGCUGGGCAUCCCCGGCCCGCCCCGGCUUGCUGCCCGCGCCGCGCCGGCGGCCGCCGCUGCCGCGGAGCCCCACAGCCCGCGAGGUGGCAAUGGCUGUCGGGGCCGGCGGCGCAGCGGGGGGACGGGGCGGGGGGCGGGUGUGUGCCCCACGGGGCUGCGCAGUGCUUGUGCCCGAUGGUGCCUGCGCCCCGGCACACGCGUGCGCCGCGUACGCGCCCGGGGGUGCUCGGGGUGCCCGUGUGGGUGGGUGCUGCUCCGCCUUCGGGGGCUCAGCCCCUGCCUGACGUGGGGUCCGGGCUGUUGGUGUAAUGUGUGGGGCUGACAGGGUGCUUUUGCUCAUCCAUGGUCCCUGGGGCGCCCUGGGGAGGGGCUGUGCCCCCCAGGACCCCCCACAACCCCCCCUUCACCCCUGUGUGUCGUGGGCUCUGAAUAAAGCUGGUUUUUAAUCUA